UAUAGUAUGUUUGUUGGUCAGUUUAUCAUAAUUACUUUGAGUAGAAUUGGCCUUUCAUAUUCAUGUUCACGAGUCCCUUAACAUAUACGUUCUUACUCUGGGCGUCUAGUCCGUAACCCUUCACGGGGUCGUGGGGGCGUUGCACUGCUAAACGCUGCCAGAGAACUAGAAGUCUCCGCUCCUGACAGUCAUGGGCAAGACUUGGGUCGUGACAACACUCUUGUCUGUCCACUAGGCAAUGUCUUUUGCCCAUUUCUUCCUCUGCUUGCCUCUUCUUCUUCCACCCUGAACUGUCCCUUGGAGGAUGGUCUCUGAUAAGCCACUGGCUCUCGUCACAUUCCUAAUAGGCAUAUUAUUGACUGUUGAAUGUUCUGCACUUUGUCGUACUGAUAAUGACAUUGAGCUGACUCGACUUUCCCAUAGAUGAUCGAUCUAACGAUUUAUAGACGGUUUAAUUGUGUACACUUUUUCAUAGUCACUGUGAAAUGUGCACUUUGUCAUACAGACUGUUAAAUUAUGUUAAUUUUUUAUACCUAUAGAAUUACACGGGAGUAGGUAUUAUUUCAAUGUGCCUUUUUUUGAAUAGCAUAUAUUUAGCCAGAAAUAUUGUUAACUUGCAUGCAUUUAGCCAUAGCAAUAGUUCAACAUCGUGCAUUUAGCGAUAACAAAUAUUAAAUGGCAUUCAUUUUGUCGCAGGUAUAUGGUCGUUGAGACAUACUCAGCUCCGAACGAAAGGAACAAGAUCUACAAGACUGGAGCAAACCCUUUCAACUUUGACCUCACUGGCGGGACCUCCACAGGCUACAGAAUCAGAGACAAAGUGUUGUCUGAAUACGUCAACUUGCCAACAGGAGCAUGGCCCAACUUUGUUAUCGGCAACCAUGACGUCGCCCGUUUGACGGUGAAGUACGGGCCGCAGCACGUGGGCAUCUACAACAUGUUACUACUCACCCUGUGGGGGACGCCCACUUGUUACUAUGGAGACGAGAUUGGCCUCGAACCACCCACCAUUACCUGGGAGCAAACCGUGGACCCUUGGGGACUCAACUAUGGCCCGACUCGAUACUCAGAAUUCAGCCGCGAUCCCCAACGAACCCCCAUGCAGUGGGACAGUUCCUCUCAAGCUGGUUUUACUACUGGGAACUCCACCUGGUUGCCCAUCGAUCCUAGUUAUAAUCGGAUUAAUGUUAAAACCGAGCAAGAAAGUGCUGGUCAGAGCAACAUCAAACUAUACAAACAGCUGGCUGCACUCCGCAAGAACAAGGCUUUUCAACUGGGAUCUUUCAAGCCUUCAGCCAGGGGAAGGACUCGUCUUCCAGAUCUCUGUAUCAUCCUGGCCGGUCGUCGGAUAGACCCCAUGACGUCACACCAGCUGGUUGUUUUGAUGGACCCCACAUGA
Molecule: messenger RNA, 1399 nt
Organism: Aplysia californica (California sea hare)
Lineage: Eukaryota; Metazoa; Mollusca; Gastropoda; Aplysiida; Aplysiidae
Product: maltase 2
Exons: 5
Coding region: 701-1399 (232 amino acids)
Biological process (GO): carbohydrate metabolic process
Source: RefSeq, a predicted model, not a curated record